Messenger RNA from Xyrauchen texanus (razorback sucker), 4035 nucleotides. RefSeq names its product E3 ubiquitin-protein ligase UHRF1-like. The transcript is spliced from 17 exons. The record is from RefSeq and is a predicted model, not a curated record. NCBI's taxonomy places the organism in Eukaryota, Metazoa, Chordata, Actinopteri, Cypriniformes, Catostomidae. Gene Ontology annotation, biological process: negative regulation of gene expression via chromosomal CpG island methylation. Bases 124 to 2451 code for a protein of 775 amino acids. Gene Ontology annotation, molecular function: ubiquitin protein ligase activity; protein binding.
GUUGGAGACUUUUAUUGAUUCGCGAGCUCAGUUUCGCGGUAACGUUUUCACACUUUUAUCAUAUUUAUUGUAUUAAAAGCACGUCUUCGUUUUCCAAGAGGAAGUUAAUACAGGUUUGCCGCCAUGUGGAUCCAGGUGCGCACUAUGGAUGGCAAGCAGACCCAUCGGGUCGACUCCCUGUCCAAGCUCACCAAGGUGGAUGAGCUGCGUGGGAAGAUAUUGGAACUCUUUAACGUGGAACCGGACAGGCAAAGACUCUUUUACAGAGGCAAACAGAUGGAAGACAGUCACACCCUCUUCGACUAUAACGUGGGCUUGAACGAUAUCGUACAACUGCUAGUGCGACAGAGCGCUCCUUCUGCACCGCUAGCGAAGGAAAAAGAGGCCGAGCUGUCCGACUCUGACUCCGGUUGCGGUUCAGCCCAGAGCGAGUCCGAUAAGUGCUCGACGCACAGCGAGAGCGAAGCUCAGAGCGCCGGAACCGCGGUCCAAACUGACACAGCGGACCUCGUCGACCCGGGCUUUGGGUUUUACAAGAUAAAUGAGUUUGUGGAUGCUCGAGACUUGAACAUGGGAGCUUGGUUUGAGGCACAGAUCGUCAACGUGGCAAAGUCCUCUGGAGAAGGUGGAACUGAUGGAGAAGAGAUAAUUUACCACGUCAAAUAUGAAGAUUACCCAGAGAAUGGCGUAGUGCAGCUACGUGGUAAUGAUGUUCGACCGCGAGCGCGCACCAUUUACCAGUGGCAUCAGCUGGAUCAGGGCAUGAUCGUGAUGGUGAACUUUAACCCUGAUGAGCCCAAGGAGCGUGGCUACUGGUAUGAUGCUGAGAUCCAGAGGAAGAGGGAAACGCGAACCCAACGUGAAGUUUUCGGCAAGAUUCUGCUUGGGGAUGCUGGCGAUUCUCUGAACGACUGUCGUAUAAUGUUCGUGAAUGAAAUCUACAAGAUCGAGGAACCAGGAAGUUCUGAGGGACUCGGAGCCUCUUCCGACAGCCCUCUAAAGAGGGCAAAUGGACCGGAGUGUAAAGUUUGCAAAGACGAUCUGAAGAAGAACUGUCGCACGUGUAAUUGUCACGCGUGUGGCGUGAAGCAGGAUCCUGAUAAACAGCUACUGUGUGACGAAUGUGACAUGGCGUUCCACAUCUACUGCCUGAACCCGCCGCUAACCACCAUCCCAGAAGAUGAGGACUGGUACUGUCCAGAGUGUCGCAAUGAUGCCAGCGAGGUGGUUCUGGCCGGAGAGAAGCUAAAGGAAAGCAAGAAGAAAUCCAAGAUGGCAUCAGCGAGCUCGUCUAGUCAGAGGGACUGGGGGAAGGGUAUGGCGUGUGUGGGCCGCACCAAACUGUGCACCAUCGUCCCAUCCAACCAUUACGGUCCCAUUCCCGGGGUGCCAGUGGGAACUCUGUGGAAGUUUAGAGUGCAGGUGAGUGAAUCUGGAGUUCACAGGCCUCAUGUCGCAGGAAUUCACGGCAGGAGUAAUGAUGGUUCGUAUUCUCUCGUCCUAGCCGGAGGCUAUGAAGACGACGUGGAUGACGGUAAUCAGUUCACAUACACGGGCUCUGGGGGUCGCGAUCUCUCUGGAAACAAGAGAACAGCCGAACAGUCCUGCGAUCAGAAGCUCACCAACAUGAACCGGGCGCUAGCUUUGAACUGCAACGCCGCAGUGAACGAGAAGGAAGGGGCGGAGGCCAAAGACUGGAAGGCGGGGAAACCCGUGCGAGUGGUGCGAAGCUCCAAGGGCCGCAAACACAGCAAGUACUGUCCCGAAGAUGGCAACCGAUACGAUGGAAUUUACAAGGUGGUGAAGUACUGGCCAGAGAAAGGCAAGUCUGGCUUCCUUGUUUGGAGAUACCUACUGAAACGAAACGAUGACGAACCGGCGCCAUGGACGCGUGACGGAAAAGAGCGCAUUAAGAAACUGGGGCUCACCAUGCAGUAUCCUGAGGGUUACCUGGAGGCUGUGGCUGCGAAAGAAAAGGAGAAGGAGAACAAAAAUGAAGAGGACAUCGAAGAAACACCCACCAAGGGCAAGAGGAAGCGGAAAUCUCAGACCGUGGAUGAGAAGAGUUCUCCAGCCAAAGGCACACCCAAGAAGAUGAAGGUGGAGGCGUAUACACUGAGUAAAGAGCAGAAAGCUUUGAUCAAAGAAGAUGAGCUGAAUAAGAAACUGUGGGAUGAAGCCAUGGAGUGUAUCAGUCUCGGACCGCGGUUCCUGAAUAAAGUGGAGGAGGUUUUCCUGUGCAUCUGCUGUCAGGAAGUCGUCUAUCAGCCAAUCACGACAGAGUGCCAACACAACGUCUGCAGGGAAUGCCUUCAGCGAUCUUUCAAAGCCGAUGUCUACACUUGUCCAGCUUGCCGACACGACUUGGGCAAAAACUACCAAAUGGCGGUGAACAAACCCCUUCAAGCUUUCCUCACCCAGCUCUUCCCCGGAUACAGCAGUGGCCGGUGAUGAUACUCCUGCUGUCUGUGAACUACGACGGCAACAAGACGCAAUUCCACAAAUGAAAACAGAUUUCGUUUUUUAAUAUAUUUAAUGUAUGUUAAGACGUUUCGGGUUGUAGGAUUGAUUUGGCCCUGUUUUGUGAUCUGCCUAUUGUCGAUUUUUGUCCGUAGUCGUUUUUCCGAAAUGCAAGCUUUGUGUUUACGAGUAAAGGUGAUUUAUAACGUUUUGGUCAUGUUUUAGUUGUAGUUGCUUUCCUUAAGAUGUAUAAUUACCUUGUAAUUUACACCAGCACGAUGAACUGUAGCUAUGCACAAUUACGAUGUUUGCAAUGUUAAUCUUCCGCUUAAUUAUUUCUCACCAGCAGUAAUUUGUCGUUUUUAUUUCAUGUAACAAAUGUUCGUACGAAUGCACUGGCUCCCAUUAAAACUGACCACUUUUGCGCAGGUUUCCUAUCUUUAAAAUAACAUCCAUCGACGUUUGGCAUUUAAUCAUACUACUGGUUUUGAUAACUAACUUACUAUUAAUUAAAACGAACUGCGGUUAUGCACAAUUCCGACGUCUUUUUGACGAAUUGUUUUUUUUGCCAGCAGUAAUGCAUCAUUAUAACGUUAACAAAUGAUUGCACUUGCUCCUGUUAAAUCCGAUCCCGUUGAUUUCAAGAUCCGAGAAGUAACGGUGACGUUAUAAAUUAAUCUGCGUUUGGCUUUAAAAGCGUUUUUAUUGUAGCACCGUUAUUGAACCGCCGUUAUUGAUAACUAACUAAAUGUAAUCUAUAUGAACUAGUCGUGCCCAAGUAUGGUGUUUUGUGUAUUAUAAUUUUUUUGUUCGUCAUUAAAGACGUUAACAAAUGUUCAUACAAAUGCGUUGGCUCUAAAAUCCCGUUUAGGGUGGCAUUUCUUUUCUAGCUCGGCCUUAUGAGACGUUUUAAUCGUAAUGUCGUUAUUGGUAACUAAAUGCAUUUUAAUCUCAUAGUAAUUUAUGUGAAAACAUUUGAACUUAUCCUAUUUUUUUCCCCUCAUCCAUUUGAAAAGCAACAUUUUGAAUAUGCGCAGAUUAAUCGAUAUACCACCCCUCUUUUUUUGCUGUAUGUGUGUCAUUUUUCCACUAACCCCUGCCGUUAUGCAAAUAGAGGUCAUGCGUAUUAAAUCUAUAGAGUUCUUAUUCAGGAUUUGUUUUUCAGGUUAUAUUUUGCAUUUUUAUAGAUGGAUGAGUUGAUCCUGGAUAAUGUUUUGUACGCACCUGGUCUGCCUUGACUUUGCAACGGUUUUCGAGGUAAAUCCUUGAACCGUUAUUCGCACAAACCCCAACAGUUUCUCAUUCAGGAAGUAUUUAAUGUAUCGUCUUGUCGCCCAAUGAUGUUCUUUGUUUGUUGUGAGUUAUUAUAGUAUUUGCUAAAUAAAUGCCAAUUGCUGCAGGUAAUUGCUUUUAUUAUUGUGUUCAUUUAGUUAUACCUCAACUAUUUCUAAUAUUUGUGUAGACUGGAGCUGUAUAUUCUGAAAUUGAAAUUGUAUAUUUUUAGCACUUGUAUUUAGCCGUUUUUGUAGUGUUUGGUGCAUGGCUAUUUCCUUGCACGAGUGCUAUAUUUUUCAA